CUGGGCUAAUAUAGCGCCGACAUGCUUUAGAACAGUUUCUGUGGGCAGAAAAUACCGUAAUUAUAUUGUUUUUAUUGUUCAAUUUCCGAUCGCAAUGGUCAAUGAGUCGACAACUGUCAUGGAAGAAGCGAAGACUUCUAAGGCGAGACAGAAGUCCGCAAAAUCAAAAACCAAACUACAAUCGACAUCAAAAGAGAAACGGGAACCGAAACAAAAAGUAAGGAAAGAGAGAAGAGACCAGGAAGAGGAAGAAGAUGACGGCAGACAGAGUCCAUGGGUGGAUCUGCCCGAUCUACUUUUGGAGAGAAUUUACGAUCACCUCACUAUUAAGGAGCGCUUUUAUACGUCGCAGGUUUGCAAAAGUUGGAAUCGAGGGUUCUAUAUGCCCUUCUCAUGGUCCACCUUUGUUUUCGACGAGUACACACUGACAAGACGCAGGUUCAACUAUUAUUCUGGGUGGCAGUACAUUCUGGACCACCUUCGCACACAGCAGUGCCUGUCGACUAUUGGCAGUGCCAUCAGGGUGCUGAUCUUCCGGCCGAUGACCAACUUCUACAACCUGUACGAAUUCAUGAACAUGAUCUCGUUCUACGUGGAGCGGCAGGCGGAGGAUGACAGCUGGACUCAGUCGUGCGGCAUAGCGGCCAACAUCCACACGCUGCACUACACGUUCCCCUGCAGUAUGCAGGCUAGGGACGAGUCGGAGCGGGAGAGGUUGUAUGGCACUGGAGGUAAACUUCUAGCAGCCCUUAAACGCCUGAUGAGCAACCUGAGUCCCUCGCUGCGUCACCUGAAACUGGUCGACCUGAUGCUGGACAACAGUGAAGCUCUCCACCUGUUGGACCAGUUCUGUUGCGACUGCGCAACCUCUCUGCGCACCCUCAUCCUAAUCAAUGCCACCAAAUAUGUGUGUCCUCUGCUACAUGUGGGAUGUUUCCUCAAUUUGAAGACACUAAUAAUCAGCCCGCAAAAUCUGAGCGACGACAUAGUCUACCUGCUAAGCGAGACCGGCCUUCAAGACCUGCACAUAAUUCAAAACCGGUACACACCACUUGAAGUUCCCGCCGUUGGCGCCAAAUGCUGGCGGGAGUGCGCAAAGCGUUCUGCGCAUCUAUCGGUGCACCUGCGCGUCGAGUCAAAGCGAGAGAGACAGCUGUUAUGGCAGGAGGCGGCUCCCGUGCGAACGGUGCUCUUCAGCUCGCCGCAGUGCAAGUUGACAACAGAAUUAAUAUUGAAAUGUGUGGACCUCUACGGAGCAAAACUAGAAGUUUUUGGCCACCUGGGCAUACCGAGAUUUCACCAACCUGAGUCCUUCAACGAGCGAAACGAUCCGUUUCUGCUGCUACUCUGCAAAAUGUGUCCUAAUCUUCAAACUUUGGCCAUUCGCGAACGUAUCUCCACAGCCACCAUCCUACUCCUAGCUGAAUUCAGUAAAAAUUUGCGCAAUUUCUAUGUGCGUCGUAACGCAGUGAUCCUGCGCGCUGAUUGGCCCAAAAAUCCCGAAUGGUCGGACGAAUUCUACUAUUGGCUGAGGAAGACUUCGCGAUCCUACGAGCUGACCGAGAAAGAGGUGUCCCAUAAACUGGGCUACAAAUGGACUAUGCUUGAUGAUAAGGAGUACAAACGAGUAAAGCCUAUUGUCGAUACUAAUAACUUUUUGUGAUACAAUAAAAUGUUGUUUAUGAUAA
Molecule: messenger RNA, 1688 nt
Organism: Nilaparvata lugens (brown planthopper)
Lineage: Eukaryota; Metazoa; Arthropoda; Insecta; Hemiptera; Delphacidae
Exons: 7
Coding region: 95-1663 (522 amino acids)
Molecular function (GO): protein binding
Source: RefSeq, a predicted model, not a curated record